Molecule: messenger RNA, 1182 nt
Organism: Amaranthus tricolor (Joseph's coat)
Lineage: Eukaryota; Viridiplantae; Streptophyta; Magnoliopsida; Caryophyllales; Amaranthaceae
Product: vacuolar protein sorting-associated protein 55 homolog
Exons: 5
Coding region: 701-1024 (107 amino acids)
Biological process (GO): late endosome to vacuole transport via multivesicular body sorting pathway
Cellular component (GO): endosome
Source: RefSeq, a predicted model, not a curated record
UAAAAAAAAAAAAUUUAAAAACUUAAAAAAAAGAAAAGGAAAAAGGAAGUCCCCCAAUAGUUUACAUUUUACAACUCUACAACAUUUGCUUUCUCCUUUUCCACGAUUUCAAUUCCAGCUAGUUGAUCGCAAAUUCACAAUCUCCCGUUCAUUAUUUAUCUUCGGAAUUUCAUCUUCCGCAAUCAUGGCUAUGACAGUUGAAGGUCAAUUCCUCUCUUUUUCAAUUUUAUUUUCUUCUUAAUUUCAUAUUGAUUCCUGUUUUGAAUUGAUCCUGAUAUAUCUGAUCACUACAAUUCCUUGCAUUUUAAAGGAUUAUAAUCAAUUCCAACUACAUAUGUAAACCCCAGAUGUUAAAAAUAUGGAAUUUUUCUUAAUUUAGUGGUUAAAGAAGUUAGGGUUUCUAAUUCUUCCAUCAAUUUUAGAUUUUUUUUUUUUUGCAAUUGAGAAAAACCCAAAUAGUAAAAUUGGAAUUUUUUUUACCUUUUAAUUGUUUUUGUUUUGUACUUGAUAAUAGUCCUACAUUAAUUUGUCGGAGUUACAAAAAUUUAAGCAUCUUAAAGGGUUUACUAAGUAAAUAUUUCUUUAAACAAUUCUUUAGCUGAUUCUUGUUUGUUUGAUGCAUUUGGGGCUUGCUGUCAAUUGAUGAUUGGAUUCACUUUCAGUGCUUUGUAUUCUUGCAUUUACGUCCUCCGUCAGCAUCAUGUUGCAGAUACUGGCCUGUGCAAUUUAUAGUAACUGGUGGCCGCUAUUGUCAGCUCUCAUGUAUGUGGUUGUCCCCAUGCCCUGCCUGUUCUUUGGAGGUGGAUCGACACAAUUUUUAGUAAGUCGAGAUGGUGGAGGUUGGAUAGACGCGGCUAAAUUCUUGACAGGAGCAUCUUCAGUAGGAAGCAUUGCAAUUCCUAUAAUUCUACGACACGCUAAUCUUAUCGAGACAGGAGCUCUAGUCAUUGAACUUUUUUCAUUCUUCUUAUUUGCUUGUACGGUCUUGUGCUUUCACCGAGCUACGCUCGAUGAUGAAUGGUAAAAAGGGUUGAGGUAGCUCAAAAAUUGAUUGUAUCAGGAUGCAUUCGGACUAUCUAUAGCUUCUUAUAGGAAAUGGUGUAAUAUUAUCAGUAAUUGGUAUCUACAACUGAGGAAUGUACACUUUCAUGUCCUGCAAAUGUGAAGUAUAUUUUGUGUUGA